Molecule: messenger RNA, 551 nt
Organism: Volvox carteri f. nagariensis
Lineage: Eukaryota; Viridiplantae; Chlorophyta; Chlorophyceae; Chlamydomonadales; Volvocaceae
Exons: 2
Source: RefSeq, a predicted model, not a curated record
CUUCGCUGCUCCUCAAGUCUGAAGACGAUUUCAACUCUUGCUUUUCGUAUAAUUUUAGUCCUGCAGAGUAUUGUAUCGCGUGAGUGUGCCAUGGACUAUGACAAUAUUGUCCGUGAUCUAGGGAGGGUGAUGGACGUGUUAAGGGAGGAAAUCGACACGGUUGAGGGUGCCCUUGAGGCCGUUGCUGGACAGAUAGCGACGUGCACAGACAGGGACAGCUUAGCGGACUUGCGCGAUGAGGAAGAGCAGCUGCGCGAUGAGGAGAAGCAGUUACACGAAGCGAAGAAGGUGCUCUAUAAGCUCAUGCACCGCCACACUGUGGCAACUACUGUCCCGCCACCGACAGCCCCGCACAGUCAGCUGUUGGACUCAAACAUGGCCAUCCCGUGGCUCGACUCCCCGAUGCACAGAGAGCUGGUUGUGCUCGGCGAGCUCUGCAUGAAGGAGGACUUCGACAGCUUCAAGGACCUGCACAGCCUCCUGGAAGCCAUGGCAUCUGCGCUGGCGCUUACACCGGACGGGCUGCUGAAGGCGGACUGGUUCAUGCAGGU